AUGUCGACUUACUCUGCCAGUUCGCGGGAUGCUUCGCGGGACCGUGCUGAGUCUCGAAUCAUCAAGCAUCAACAUUCAUUUUCAGAGUCCGGCAGGGCCUCAGUGCCUAUGUGGGACAGCUCAGAUCCUGAUCGAGCACCUCCGCCACUUCCAUUGAACCCUGGAGUUCCCGGAAGCCCUCUGACUAGAUCUAACACAUCGAAACGGAUUGACGAAGCUGCCGCCCUGAUAGCCGCCAGAGCUCGAGAAAAUGCCCCUAGUGGCUACACCAGCAACCCUCCUCCUACCUCACCAGACAGAAAUGUCAUACGGGCGCAAAAUAGGCGAAUGCAGAAUCUGCAGAGUCCCGGCAUCACUAGACUGAGCGACUCUUUAGAGAGAAGAUCACCAGACAAAGGCCUGCGAACGGCAAAGUUCGUGGACUUCGAGGACUUUCCCAGCAAUAAACCAUCGGAACGCAGUCCGACAAGACCGAGGUCAGAGACUCCGACACCCACCGAGAGGAACUCGGCAAGGUCCAGAGAAACAGAAAACACGCCGCCGCCGUCGAACAUGUUGGCCUUGCAGACAAUUAGAAAUCGGCAGGAUGCCACGCCACUUGGUGACAUAACAAAUGGGGCAUCGCCUUCAGUCCCGACGUCCUACUCCUUUGAUGCCUUGUCAAACCAAAUUCUGAGCCUGACAUCAAUCAUUACAAGCGUUCAGAAAGAGAUGUCGAGUCUGAACAAGAGAAGCAAAGAAAACUACGGCGACCUCAUGAGCCUCAAGGAGGCCACCUCGGCGAGGGACGAAGACAUCCGCAAAAGUCUCAGAGAACUCAUAGCGGGUCUGGAAAGCAAGUUCACAAACCUCGACUCUCGCUUACUUGCUGCUCCUCCGGACGCGAGCAGAUCAACACCUACCUUGGGGCUCUACUUCGACGACAAGGCACAUAAUGGCUCCCCACGCCCGAAGAGCCUCGGGCUGCCACGUAUAGGCAGCCCAUCUAGCUUCUCUGCCGCACUUGACCGAGAGUUGACCGCGUCGCCUUCCAUCACAUGUGUUGACGGAGCUGCAAGCAUUGCCCUCCUCGAGAAAGUGCUCAGAGAGAUGGCCACUCGCGAAGGCCAAGACAAAAUCAUGAGCACUCUCGAAGCAGUAAAAUCACAAGCUCUUGUUCGAUCGCAUUCAGAUGUCACUACCUCAACAGCCUUCGACCCGACCAUGAUGUCGAAGUUGGAAGAUAUCCUCGUGUUCAUGAAGGGCAUGAAGGAGGAAUCUGGAUCUCGCGCGCUGGUUCGCUCAAGCGGCAAAGACAGUACUAAGGGUCCCUCAAACCUUGAUCUUUAUCUUGAAGGGGACUCAAAAGCGGCAACUCUAGCCAAAGCAAAAUCAGGCGUCGAAGGACGGAGCUCUAUGUCAAGCUCUGAGUCUGCCGUUGACGACAUUGUUACGAUGCUGAAGAGUGUCAAGCAAUCCUUGGCUCAAGGAGGCGGUCUUACAAAUGAAGUGAAAGUCUUGGUUCGAGAACUACGUGGAGAAGUCUUGGGAAUGGGACGUGAGCUUGCAAAGAAACUGGACCAAACGACAUCCCAAGCCAAAGGCGCUGGUGCUGAGACACAAGCAGCGAAGCGGGACGAGAUCGCCGUUAUCGUGCAGCAAGGGCUUGCUGAGCUUAAGGAACAUAUGCACCACAUUGUUCAAGAAAGCGGGAGACAAUCAGCAGAGCAUAAUCGCCCAGCGGUCGGUACUCAAGAAGUUGUGCAGGCAGUCCGUGAUGUCCUCGCGGAAUUACCCCAGCCUCGUGAACAACCAAUCCGAGAUCCUGUUGCCGAACGAGAAGAAUUACUCAUUGCCGUGAGAGAGGCCUGGGAGGACUGUAAACCAGAGAUCGCUCUCGAGCAUUUCGGGUUGGAGCGAGAUGAGAUCUUGGAGACAUUGAAGGAGGGCCUGAAAUCCUACCAACCACAACAAGCCACAGCAAAAGAUGCCGGCGCCACUUAUGAAGACGUGCUCGAGGCUGUCAGGAAGGGCCUUGCCGACUUCGAACUUCCCCCCAUCCCAGCGCCAGCUGGAAUAACUCGGGAUGACGUCCUUGCAGCUGUCUGUGAGGGCAUCAAGGGUAUUGAAUGGCCAGAUAUGUCUGCGUCACGGGGCAUAGACAUCGACCUCACCAAAGACGAUGUCUUCGACGCUGUCCGAGAAGGAUUAGCGCAACACGACACUGUCACCAGAGAUCAAAUAAGUGACGCUAUCAAGGAUGGCCUUUCUCAACAUGAUCGCGUUGCCAAAGAGGUCGAAUUCAACCGCGAGGAUCUGUUUGACGCCAUCAAAGCUUGUUUGGAAGGCGAACAGAAUCCCCUAGGAGGAAUGGGAGAACGUGUCAUCGAAGCUAUGCAUGAGUUCCUCGGCAGCAUGAAGAAUGAGUUCCAGCAAUAUUCAGCGGCCAGCGGUAAGGACACGGAACAGGUACUGGACGCGCUCAAAGAUGGACUCGAAGACCUAAGGUCCGACAUCGAAAGCUACGUGGACCGUGCUGCCGAUGUCACUGGCAAAGACGAAAUCAUCGACACAGUCAAGGCUGGAUUUGCUGCGAUGCAAGCGGAUCUCGACAAAGGGUUUGCAGCACGCGGGAAUGGAGCGCCGAACACACCUGAACUUUUGGACGCAAUGGAGAAAGAGUUUGAGCAUCUUCGCGAAACCAUCAGCAAGAAUAUGGCUAGGGACCAUACUCUAUCUGAGAAGGACGAGAUCCUCGAUGCUAUUCGUGACAUAGCUGACGACCGCCAAUCGACCCUCAGCAGUAACAGUGAAGACAUUGUGCGGCUAGUCAAGGACGAAUUGGAGCAUAUGCGCACAGCCCUUGCUGGGGCUCUCGUUAAAAACGGCUCUUCGCUUGACCGUGAGGAAGUUCUCGACGCCAUCCGAGAGGGACUUGCCUCGUCUCGUCCGAAAAUCGACGGGAAUGAAAGUAUUCUGUCCAACACCAGUGAACUCCUCGAUGCUUUUCAGGACGGAGUUGACGGUAUCCGAGCCGACAUCCAGAAAUUGACUGACCGCCCAGUUGACCUCAGUGCAAGUUACGAAAUCCUUGAUACGCUCAAGACGGGGAUUGAAGACGUCCGAGCGGAUAUUUCGAGGCUUCAGGAGAAACAUGGUGACGAAUCCGACGCCGCCACCGCUCGUGGGCAGGAGAUGGUGAUACACGACCAGAACCGCAUCUCCACCGAGAUCGAAGGCUUAAAGGUGAUGAUCACACAGUUGAGAAUCAAAGUCGAAGCGUUGGACGGAAUGGCUGGGCCACCCCCUGCGACGGAGGCUCGAAUACACAAAGAAGACAUGAAUGAGCUUCAAGAUGCCAUACAACAAGUUCAGGAGUCCGUCGACCGAGCCCAUACUACCGAGACUAGAAUCCACAAAGAUGACCUGGAGGGCCUGUACACCGCCAUCGACCAGGUAGCCAAUGCUGUCAAUGGAGUUCGCGAUGCACCUCCGCCAGAACUGGUCAUGCCGGAGAAUGCUGCAUCGAAAGAAGACACCGAAGCCAUCGAAACUUUACUGAGAAACAUCAAAGCGAGGAUUGACGAGAGCCUUUCGCCGGACUCUGAGCCUCUGGCCAAGUCGAGUCAGAUCGAUUCCUUGGAAUUUGCCCUCAAGGACAUCAAACUAGUGGUCGACGAAGCCAGCGAGCGGGCUGCUGAACAAACCAACAGAGAAGAUUUCACGUUGAUCGAGUUGAUGUUGAAAGACGUUCAGACCAGCAUGGAAGAGUUAAGAGCCAAGCUGGAGAAACCCAGGACCGAACAGGGUAGUCUCGAGAAGUCCGAUUUGGAAGUCGUUGAAUCCCUGUGCUUGGACAUCAAGACCCAGAUGGAGAAUAUCAGACCGCCAGAUCUUGGUUCUCUCCCACGCAAGGACGACAUCACGGACGUGAAAAAUGACCUCAAAGCAUUUCGGGAGCAAUUCGAGGCCGACAAUGGUCUCACUGCGCAAGCGUUUGAGGCCAGAAAGAUCGAACAUGGCGGCUUGGCCACAAAGAUCGACGAUGUCAAAAACGUCAUCGGCGACCUGCGAGAUGAGCUCGUGGGAAAGGUGGAAGGAAGUGCAGAGGGAAUCGUGGAAUUGAACAAAGUACUUGGAAUGCACCAUGACGAUAUGAGCAAGUAUGCCACUGCAGCCAGUAUCGAGGAAAUGUCCACCAUGAUCAAAGACGAACUCGAACGGCACAUGGACCAUCAUUCUACCAUUAAAGCUGAGAUGGAAGAACGAGAUGCCACACUGUUCAGCAAACACGAGGAGACGGGUGCGGAACUCAAAUCUGUGAUCGAAGACAAAUUCACUCUGCUGAUGAACAAGUACGACGAUGCUCAGCUUGCCAGUGACGUCAAGCUGAGUUCUCUAGAGGAGCGAGACAGUGCACAUCUGGAAGCCACGAACAGUACGAAAGCGCUUGUGGACGAUCUCAAAUCGCUCAUGGACACUUUGGGAACCACAGUCACAGAAACCUGUGAGCGGAUCUCUGAAGACUCGAAAACCGUCUUUGGUUCUAUCGAAGAGACUAACUCGAAGGUGGACAACCUCCACGCCAGCAAUGCCUUCGAACAUGGUGUGACUCGGGAGGAAAUCGCAAAGACGUUGGCCGCAGCAACAAGGCUUGAGGGCAGUCUGUCGGACCACCAACCAGCAGUCCUCUCUGCGAUCCAGGAAGUGCUCGGAGUGGUGACCCAGCACUACGAGCAUUCACAACAGCAAACAGAGAGCUUUGCACGAGCUACAGAGGAGAUCAAAUCUGGCGUGGACUCUAUCCCAGCUGCCAUACCACCCUUGUUGCCAGCCCUACCCGCCGCUGAACCAAUCAGGGAAGUCCCUGCCCAAAGGGAAUAUGACGACAGUGAGCUGCAUGAUAAGUUGGACACUCUCCUCUCCCAUGCAAACUCUGCGAAGAAUAUGUCCGAGUUGCAUGACAAGUUAGACACCCUGCUCUCCCAGGAGAACCCGUCCAAGGCGAUUAGUGAGGUGCAUGAAAAGCUGGACACUCUUCUAUCGCAUGCCGAUUCAGCGGGAGACAGUACUGAGCUGCAUGACAAACUGGACACGCUUGUUUCCCAUGCGAGUGCAGCCAAGGAGAUGUUUGCAGGGCUGGAGGACCAUCAGAAAGAGACUCGAGAUUCUCUAGCCAGCCUCCAGAAACUUGACGAGAUCCACCACCAAGUUAUGUCGACCGCGGCUGAGAUUGCAAGUAUGGUGACCACGCAGGCGAGACUGAUGGGGGAGCACCAUGACUCGAAAGCUGCAGAGGCAACGGAGGCAGCGAUCGCCUUGGAGAAGCGAACGGCGCAGAAGGAGAAAGUCGAGGCUGAUAUUGUUACCCUGAACGAAGAGAAGAAUUCUCUUUUGGAGUCCAUGGCAAUGUUGAGGCGAGAACAAGAACAGCUCAUUGGACAGACCAAAAAAUUGACUCGAGAUGUGGCGAAGCUUGAGACCGCCCUGCAAAUCCGACAAGACGAAAUGCGCGAAAUGAAUGCCAGAGCAGAGGUCCUUGAGCGUCGAAUCCUUGAGGGACUGGUGAAUCAGGCUCGAGCGGUCAAGACAUCCUCCAAGGCUAUCAACAGAGCUAGAAUCAGUCCGGCCGAACGGGAUGCAUCGAUGAGCCUCAAGCGUGUUCCCAGCACCACCAGCACGGCAACAGCAAGGACCUCUAUCAGAGGCGGAAAGUCGGCGAUCGGCAGCGCCGUUGGUACAGCCUUGAAAAAGAGGACGCCACUUACCUCGAAUGCCAAGGCAGCGUCGACGCCGAGAACAUCUACUGUUGAUCGUCGAAUUCUGAGCACCAGCCAUGUUACUGGUAACCGUGGUCGAAACACGCCUGAUAUGGCAUUAAUGCUUGCUCCUGUGCCCAAGUCAACCGGCCUUGUCAGUCUCAAACGAAGCCAGUCUGUGAAGAGUAACCCUAGUAGUUAUCUCAACGGACGCAAGGCCAGCUGGAAUGGUGCCCCAACAGAGUUGACGGACAAAGAGAAUUUUGGCGUUGACCACGAUGAGAGCGAUGACGACAACCAUAGCGAAACAAGCACUGAGAGGAGGACCAGCUAUGGCACGAGCGUCAUGUACACCGACAGCAUGACAUAUGGUACUGGAAGCACGUUGAGUAGAGACAGCAGGCGGUCGACAAGCUGUGGCAGCAGCAUUGUUGGGACGGUCAACGGACAGACGGACAGCAUUGCUGAGGAGGAUGAGGAACAGGAAGCGGACGAGAAUACCCAAACGGCCAUGGUCCUGCACGGUGCUCAAGCUGCAGAUGGCCAUCAAAACGAUGAGAACCGAGAGGACUUGAUGGCCCUGACCACGAUGGACGGACCGCACAGUCCCAUUCUCGACGCAGAAACGCUGCCUGACCUGCAAACCCCACCUGCCAUUACUGAAGAAGGGAUGAAGUAUCAUGGCAGUGACAGCGGGCUAGGCACUGAGCCAUUGACGGCAGGCACCGAGAACCAUAACGAUUACUUUCAGAUGACGGCAUAG
Messenger RNA from Fonsecaea multimorphosa CBS 102226, 6501 nucleotides. RefSeq lists its product as uncharacterized. The transcript has 2 exons. NCBI's taxonomy places the organism in Eukaryota, Fungi, Ascomycota, Eurotiomycetes, Chaetothyriales, Herpotrichiellaceae. The record is from RefSeq and is a predicted model, not a curated record. Bases 1 to 6501 code for a protein of 2166 amino acids.